AUGCUGAAAGAGGACUUUCAAUGCGAGCUGCUAUCGCAAACAAAGGAGGCAACGCCCAUGUCACUGCGCCGGUAUGAGCAUCUGGUCGGCGGAUUUGCUGGUGGGAUUGCGAGUACUGCAGUAUGUCAUCCUAUGGACCUACUUAAAAUCAGAUACUCAGCUGAUGAGGGUAGCAGUAUCCGACCUCGAUACAAAAGCUACUUCGAUGCCACGAGGUGCAUAGUCCGUGCAGAAGGUGUUCGUGGGUUGUAUCAAGGUCUUACGCCCAACAUGGUCGGUGCGGCACUAGCGUGGGGCCUGUACUUACAAUGGUAUCACAAGAUCCAGGAGUGUUUUGGUGUCCUUCCGUUUCAUUCUCCUAACGAGAACCUUGACAACUUCUUCUGCGCUGUUCUUACAGGCAGCUGCGUUAUGUGUAUUACCAAUCCUAUAUGGGUAGUAAAGACGAGGCUCUGCUUGCAGUACGAGACUGCCGCCGCACGAAAAUACUCUGGCAUGGUAGAUUGUCUUGUCAAGCUCUACAAGGGAGAGGGAAUCAGAGGACUUUACAGAGGUCUCAUCCCUGGCCUGAUUGGUACCACUCAGCAGUCUCUCUAUCUGACAAUCUACACUCGUUUGAAAGCUUGGCGUUGCCAAAGGCGAGGUCUUCCCGUGGAUUCGCAGCUAAGUUCGGGAGAUUAUCUGAUUUUUUCGGCUCUAUCAAAAUGUAUCGCGACGACAUUAACCUUCCCUUAUCAGCUGGUUCGAACGCGAAUGCAGGAUCACAAUCUUCCAUCGGGUGGAGUGUGCCGAACGAUCAUAGACACGCUGAAAUUAGAGGGUUUCUAUGGCCUGUACAAGGGAUGUCUCAUGGCCAACAUUCGACAAGUGCCUGCUGCUGUCGUAACUUUUGUCACUUAUGAGAAUGUUCGCAAGUUUGUCAUACAUUAUUCUCAAGCGUAUUGA
Molecule: messenger RNA, 945 nt
Organism: Cylicocyclus nassatus
Lineage: Eukaryota; Metazoa; Nematoda; Chromadorea; Rhabditida; Strongylidae
Source: the annotation of a GenBank genome assembly